AUGAGUUUAACUCAACACUUGUCUCCAGAUAAUUUUUGGAAACUAAACACUGAUGCGGCUUGGCAUGCGAACCAAGGGGUGGGAGGUCUCGGAUGGAUAAUCAGGAACGAGAAGAGAGAAAUUAAGAAAGCAGGAGGACAAACUAUCACUGAUGCGCGAGACAUUACUUACUUGGAGUUAAUGGCGAUUUGGCUAGGGAUUGAAGCGGUUGUGUCUUCUUCUUCGGUUUCGCUAAUAAUUGAAUCGGAGUCAUUGGAAGCGAUCCAUCUUAUUCAAGGAAUCCAACAGAAUGUGACUGAGAUCUUAUGGCUGGUGCAGGAUAUCAAGAAUUUUGGUGAGAGAGCACGAUUGAAGAGAUUCCAGCACGUCCAAAGGGACGGAAAUUCUGUUGCCCAAGAAAUUGCAAAUCGAGCGGCUGAUGGUUUGGUGGAGGAAAAUUGA
Messenger RNA from Momordica charantia (bitter melon), 441 nucleotides. RefSeq lists its product as uncharacterized. Gene Ontology annotation, molecular function: RNA-DNA hybrid ribonuclease activity; nucleic acid binding. NCBI's taxonomy places the organism in Eukaryota, Viridiplantae, Streptophyta, Magnoliopsida, Cucurbitales, Cucurbitaceae. The record is from RefSeq and is a predicted model, not a curated record.